AUGAGUCUCCCAGAAAUGGUAAAAAUAGGGCCGAUUGGGAAAGAUGACGAGGGAUUUGAAUGGAAUGUGAAGGGAUUUGAUGAAAUCACUCGAAUAUAUAUUUCUUAUACCCCAUCUACCAUUGUUUCUUUACAAUUUAAGUAUACAAAUCUAUGUGCAAGAAAUGUCUUGUCCUUGCAAUACGGAAAAUCCAAUGGUUCACACUUCAAUGUUGUAAGUCUCGAUGAUUCAGAGUACAUCACAGGGGUAAAGGGGAUGUUCGAUAGAGAGAAAGGUAUUAGAUCACUUACCUUUAUAACGGAUAAAAGAAAAUUUGGACCCUUCGGUUACAUCGAUGGUGAUGAUUCUGCUGCUGGUGGUUCUGGUAAACUCAUUAAUUGGCCUGUUUGUUCUUACACACCAUUCGACUUACAAUUUGGGGAUUCACGCCGGCUUGCUGGAUUUUUUGGCCGCUUAAAAGAUGGACAACUAACCUCCAUUGGAGUUUAUCUUUGGACCAAUUAA
Hibiscus syriacus is the source of this 504-nucleotide messenger RNA. RefSeq names its product jacalin-related lectin 2-like. The record is from RefSeq and is a predicted model, not a curated record. Lineage: Eukaryota; Viridiplantae; Streptophyta; Magnoliopsida; Malvales; Malvaceae. The transcript is spliced from 2 exons. Bases 1 to 504 code for a protein of 167 amino acids.